AUGGAAGCGGUCCAGAAGGAGCAUGAGCGACUAUCAAAGAGGCUGAAGGCGUCUCAGAGCAUCAAGAAUGUUCAGUCGACCAUAGAACUUCUUCAAGAAGCACGGAAUGCCAUUGCGGCCGAUCCCGAUCAGGCCCCGAUCACUCUAGCCAAACUCCAAAACCCAGUGAAAUCCUCCUUCGAUGCGAUAAAUGACAGCCUCAAAGAAACCCAUAGUGGUCUUAACAAAUAUUCCAAGUCGCUUGAUAAGGUCGGUUGUACCACGGGAUUACUCGGAUCGGCUUUCCAAGCACAUGCUGACUCGAAGUUCAAACAACAGCUUUUCAAAGAUAGACCUCUCCCAAGUACCGAACAUGACGCCCUGACAUCACAAGAACACCUGAUCAACCGAGCGAUCGCAAUGCACCUAUUGCGGGAAGGACAGUUCUCCGUCGCUUCUACCUUCCUGUCGGAAAUGACGGAAGCCAGAGCACCCGAGGAGGAGGGAGAUUCCAGCUCCAGCGUCACGGACAAUGCCGCCUCGCUCCUUCAUCUCGAAGAAGUACCGUCAAGUGAGGUUCGGAAGCAGUUUGCCACCAUGUACCACAUCCUGCAUGAAAUGGAGCAGAACAAGAACCUGCUUCCGGCGAUUCAAUGGGCGCGGGACAACAAAGAGGCGUUGGAGGUCCGAGGCAGCAACCUGGAAUUUGAACUGUGCCAGUUGCAGUUUGUAUGGUUCUUCCACGGCGGACACACGCCCGAGGCGCCUCUUUCCGCGGGUCGGCAAGCGGCAUUGGAGUACGCCAGGCGGGAAUUCCACGGCUUCAUGCCGCGAUACCUGCGGGAGGUGCAGCAGCUCAUGGGCGCGAUGGCUUUCUGCCCGAACCUCGAGAAUUCCCCGUACAGGGGCAUCUUCACCAAUCCGUCCGCCUGGAACGACGUGGCGCAAGCGUUCACUCGCGAGUUCUGUUCCUUGCUUGGGCUGUCUGCGGACUCCCCCUUAUACGUAGCCGCCACGGCCGGUGCCAUUGCCCUGCCCACUCUACUGAAACUGCAGACGAUCAUGAGGGCGAAGCGCACCGAAUGGACGACAGAAAACGAGCUUCCGGUUGAGAUCCCGCUUCCGCCGUCGUACCUUUUCCAUUCCAUCUUUGUUUGUCCCGUUUCCAAAGAGCAGACAACGGACGAGAACCCGCCGAUGAUGAUGCCGUGCGGGCACGUCAUUGCCGAGGAGUCGUUGAAACGGCUGUGCAAGGGCAGUCGCUUCAAGUGUCCGUACUGUCCCAACGAGAGUCAUGCUCGGGAAGCACGAAAGGUCUUUUUGUAG
Molecule: messenger RNA, 1305 nt
Organism: Aspergillus affinis
Lineage: Eukaryota; Fungi; Ascomycota; Eurotiomycetes; Eurotiales; Aspergillaceae
Product: ubiquitin-protein ligase RMD5
Exons: 3
Coding region: 1-1305 (434 amino acids)
Biological process (GO): proteasome-mediated ubiquitin-dependent protein catabolic process
Cellular component (GO): nucleus; cytoplasm; GID complex
Molecular function (GO): protein binding; ubiquitin protein ligase activity
Source: RefSeq, a predicted model, not a curated record